Messenger RNA from Suillus paluster, 852 nucleotides. RefSeq names its product plant expansin. Bases 1 to 852 code for a protein of 283 amino acids. NCBI's taxonomy places the organism in Eukaryota, Fungi, Basidiomycota, Agaricomycetes, Boletales, Suillaceae. The record is from RefSeq and is a predicted model, not a curated record. The transcript has 4 exons.
AUGCGGGUCCCGAAGAUUCUCGGUUUUCUCUCUGCAAUUAUUCCUUUUAGUUUCGCUAGCACUCAUGGGCACCACUGGGCCAGGCGUCACCAAGAAGUCGCCCUCCGCGCCCGGGGUGAUGUAGAUGUCCAUAAGCGCGAUUCCUUCACUAAUGCUCGGUUCACCUUCUACGAUGUCGGCUUGGGUGCCUGCGGCCAGACAAGCGCCGCUAGUGACUUUAUCGUGGCGUUAAAUGUCGAUCAGUACGGCAGUGGAUAUCCUGGUCCACAGUGCUUCUUGUCAAUCACGAUCUCUUAUGGGGGGAAAACAGCCCAGGCUGUUAUCAUGGAUGAGUGUAUGGGAUGCCCUUAUGGUGGACUCGACUUCUCGCGUGGUCUUUUCGACUACUUUGCGUCCGAGUCGGAAGGUGUAAUCUAUGGGACAUGGUGGUUCAAUGAUGGAAGUACCGGCACUACUACCUCUAGCAGCUGGACUCCCACUUCCACCUCUACGUCUUGGACUCCUGACCCUACCACGUCCUGGACCUCAACGACGACAUGGACACCAGAGACAUCCUCCACCCCAACGACAACAUGGACGCCACCCACCACGUUUUCAUAUACCUCCACCUCCACUUCCACCUCCACCUCCACUUCCUGGACCCCUACCACCACUAGUCAAAUCUCUACCACCCCUUCGGCCUCGUCUACGUCCAUCAAUUACAACUCAGGCGUGGCCAGCGGCAUUGCUAUUCCCACAGGGACUGCUGUUGUGGCUGCGCCAGACAGCACCAACCCCCAGAAUCUUCUAGUCAUUAACCAAGCCUUGAUUAGUCUCGGAAUCAUGCUUGCAGCUGGAGAGCAGGGUAGUUGA